Messenger RNA from Vicia villosa (hairy vetch), 445 nucleotides. Its product is annotated as auxin-induced protein 15A-like. Bases 88 to 423 code for a protein of 111 amino acids. The transcript has a single exon. The record is from RefSeq and is a predicted model, not a curated record. Gene Ontology annotation, biological process: response to auxin. Lineage: Eukaryota; Viridiplantae; Streptophyta; Magnoliopsida; Fabales; Fabaceae.
GUUAAUACCAUGCAUAUGGCUCAUAGCUAGCAUGCAUGUUUUAACUUUUUGACAAUUAGAAACUGAUUAUUAGGGUUCAAUUCAAGCAUGGGUUUUCUUCUGCUUCUGAAGAUAAUUCAACAUGCAAAGCAAAAGUUACGACUACGAUCUCAACGGUGCUCAAAGCGCCAUUUUUCAGGACAGGUUUGGAAGAAAAUAGUUGAUGUUCCAAGAGGACAUUUUGCUGUGUAUGUAGGUGAUAAGGAUGAUGAAUAUAUGAGGCGGUUUGUGGUCCCUAUAUCUUACUUGAAGCAACCUAUGUUUCAGGCCUUGUUGAGUCUUGCUGAGGAAGAGUUUGGUUUUGAACACCCAAUGGGAAACAUUGUUAUUCCAUGCCCUAUUCGUUAUUUUGUUACUCUCAUUUCUUGUUUCAAUGGCUCGUAAUUAUUUUGUUACUCUCACUUUU